AUGAAGGUAUUAACAUUUCCAGUUGUUUUAAUAAGCUUGAAGCCUCUUCUACUAAUGCUUAACUUGGUAAGCAUACAGGCGAAAGUUUACUCAGCUAAGGAAGCUCUGCUGUUAUUUAAUCGAGACUAUAAAUUUAACUUAAAUAUUUUCCUAAAACUUAAUUCAAAGGAAUAUGAAGAGGAAUAUCUGGAAAUGCUGCAAAUUACUGAAACGCCCAUGAUGGCAAUAAACGAUUUGAAAGCUGAUAUCAAGGCAAUUCGUGAAUUUACAAAUGGUUACUCUCUAACAGUGGUUUAUUUAUUCAACAGUAACUUUAAAGAAACAUUUGAAUUAAUGGAUAAAUUAUUAUGGAAACUACAUUUGUCACAUAUAUUGAUAAUAUGGAAUUCUAAGGCAGACAACAUAAGUUCUUUGGAAGCAAUUUUUCAACAGUGCUGGCGAAAAGGUUUCAUUAAUGUAAUGCUGUGGCAUAAAUUGCAGUUAUUCACCUACAAUCCUUUUCCUCACAUUAAAACUUUAGAACUACAAAAUUUCUCCAUGUUUGCUGAUAGAUCAUAUUUGAGAAAUUUCCAUCAUUAUGAGUGGAUUUUACCUUUCACUGAAUUUUCUCCUCGAGUUUUCAGCUACACUGAUGGUUGGGGCAAAUUAAUGCGCAGCGGUUCAUUCUAUAAAAUCGUUGAAUUAUUUGUACUUCAUCAUAAUGGCACAUUGAAUAUUUAUGACGUUGAUAUGUGGGCAGUUAAUAUGACCGAAAUGGAAGGUAUGAAGAUACUAAUGAAAAAUGGUUUCCAUUUCAUAGCCAAUAUCAUGUUUGGAGAUGUUUUUUAUACCGCCAGUGAUACCUUGUGGAUAAUUUAUCGUAAUUUAAUCGUUCCCACUGCCCAGGGGAUACAUAAUAGUCUAUAUUUAACCAAAUCCUUUAAUACAGAAGUAUGGCUUAUUGUGGUUUUUAUAGCUUUAGUUAUAUUUUGUUUAAUUUACUAUAGCAAUAACAGGCAGAGUAACUUACGUCAACAGAGUUCUUUAUUAAAGACUUUGGCUAUUGUUAUUGGUUUAUCUGACAGUGAUUAUCGUUAUGGCAGCAAAUUAUUUAAUAUGUUACUGCUAAUCUUAAGCCUGCUAGCAGCUGUGCUGCUGGUCAGCUUUCACAACUGCAAUUUAUCCAGUUUAUUAAUAACAAAACUAUAUGAAUCUGAACUGACAACUCUGGAGGAUGUUAGCAAAACUAAUCUCUUUAUUUAUGAAUAUACCGUGGAUGAACAGUAUUACAAAAACACCGAUCUGCCAGCCAUUAUAUAUCGACGUCUGAUGUCGGACAAUAACACUUAUAUGUUCUACAAUCGCAAGAAUUUAAAUGUUCAUUUGAAUAUAUUUGCCGCUUUUGACGAUGUUUGCAACUACUACUUGCUGCAGCAGAGAUAUUUAAAGAAACCGCGAGCCAAGAUAUUGGAAGAAGGUUUAUAUGCUCAUACUUUUCAAAUUACCGUGGUCCAUCGUUUGCCGAUUUUAGAUCAUUUCAAUCGCUACUUGCUGUAUAUCAAGGAGAGUGGUAUAGUGAAUAAAUUGAUAUUGGAUAGUCAUUGGGAUGGCAUUGUUAGUGGUGACAUACAGUUUUUCAGGGAUGAAGAAAUAAGUCCCGCUCUCACCUUGCAACAUUUUCAGUUUGGUUUUAUUAUAUGGCUAAUUGGUUUGAUGAUGGGAUUUGUGUGUUUUGUGUUGGAACGUUUGAGAAAAUAA
This is a messenger RNA of Calliphora vicina (urban bluebottle blowfly), 1737 nucleotides long. RefSeq lists its product as uncharacterized. The record is from RefSeq and is a predicted model, not a curated record. The coding region runs from base 1 to 1737 and encodes 578 amino acids. NCBI's taxonomy places the organism in Eukaryota, Metazoa, Arthropoda, Insecta, Diptera, Calliphoridae. The transcript has a single exon.